CGAUAUUAAUGGCCGCAAAAAUAUCGUCAUCUGGCCAAGUGAUAUAAAUUAUUAGAAAAUAACAUGGGGUUCGUUCCAAAAUUAUGCGUCAGUAUUGGUCUGAUCGCCUUAGCUCAUGCUGCAUACUCAGCAACUCAACAUCAUGCAUAUUUGAGAUUAACUGAAAAAGAAUUUACGUGGCUACCUCUUGAUAUAAUGAUUCAAUGCCUUAUUGGAUUAUCAAUAACAUUUUACGGAAUCAUUAAUAUUGCUGGUCAAUUUAAAAGUAUAAAAGCAAGUGCUGAAAUGGAAAAUAAAACCUGGGAUAUGAUUGGAAAUCGACAAUCCUUUUAUACAUUUAACCAUAGAGGUAAAGCACUAUUUAAUGAGGAAAGAGAAGAGCUGGAAUAAAUGAAUGAAUAAAUAGACUUUAAUAUUUAUGAAAGUGAAGAGAGAAUGAAAAUGAUGAAGUGUGAUGUUAUUUUACCAAUCUGAAUGUUUUGUUAUUUGUGUAUAAUGAACGUGCAACCUCAAAUAUUUUGAAAAAUGACUUGCACCAUUGAAGCAGAUGUGCUUGUAUUUAUCAUGUGUAAUAUUUCUUAGCAUGUAACUCAUAACAUUUUCAUCAUACAUUUGUUUGGUAAUUGUCAUUAUUUGUUUGUAUAUGUACCAAACAAUGUAUGUUAGUGCUCUCUUGUCUCUUUGAAAAGAUGUUUAAUGGACCUUAGAAAAUGAUAUUUUUAAAUGCAGUGUGAUGGAAAAGACAUUGCAACUCCAUAAAUACCAUGGAAGUCACAAAAGCCAGAAUCAUAUAGGGACACAGAUGAGUAGAUAUGGUGUUAUACAGUUUACUAUCUUCAUCUGUUUUAUAACACCUCUUUGAAUAUCAUUUAAAUUAUAUUAAGAUAGCUCCUGUCUUGCUUGCUGUUGUUAAAAAUGAUGUUAAAAAGAGCUACAGCAUUUGAAUUUUUUUUACUACUUGUCAUGUCUGUAUGUCUUCUAUCUCACAAGUAUAUAUUAUACUUAAGGUGCGGGCACACAAGCAGUAUGAGAUUUUUGUUGCCGACUUGAAUCUUGAGUAAAAUCUUGCAUGUGCCCGUGCUUCCACGACAAGAUUAUCGCUUUUCUGACAGGAUUUAUAAUAUCAAACAAAUUUGAUAAUUGUCUCUGAUAGUUUUAUCGUCUGCAAGACAGAUCGUCAUCAUCCAAUCAGAUUCAUUUUCCUUUCAAUGGCAUGCUCCGCGUAUGAUUAUCAGCAAGGUGGAAAACAGAUUUUUUGUCCCCUCAUGUGCCGGUGCCAGUCGUUGAUAUUCAAGACAAAACUUUAAUCGUUAACUAAAGUAUCGGACGGCUCAUGUGCCGGCAAUAAUUCAAUGUACUAGUAAGAAACUUUUCUUCAGCCAGUAUAAAAGGUUAAUUACCUCUUGAAUUAAAACAAGCCUAAGAAAUUCAAUAUUUAUUUAUCACCUUCACAAAAAUUAAAUCAUAAAUUAACAUUGAUUAAUCACAAUUUAUUUUUAUCUGAUUCCAUAAAUCAAUGAGUAUAAACUCUAUAUAAGAUCUAGUAUAUGGCACUUUGUAAAACAAUUAUUAUCUACUAUAAAAAAAAAAUAAGUGUUCAACAGAAAUGUUCAAGAUCAUGGGUACCAUUUACUGACUCACUGUCUUCUAAAUUGCCCUGUAACUAGCACACUAUGAGAUUUAAUGGAGGCUGACGAUAUAUUGUACAUUCUCACGAGCCGAUGUUUAAAUCUGAUAAACUUGCUUACCAAAUUUAAUCCAGAUCUGAACGCUAUAUUAUAUUUUGUAUGAAACAAAAUUCAAAAAUACAAAAUUCUAAUAAAAUAUUAAAACAAUUGUUUGAAUGUGUUUUGUCUAUUUAUAAAUACUGGGUGGGGGUACAUAAUAUCAGAUCAAAAUAUCAAACACAACAUCUGUAUGUUAACCCCCCAAAAAUUUUUAAAUUACUAAAUAAAAUAAAAUUUCCUUUGAUCAGUGGUAACAAAUAUGAGAUAUAUACUUCUAAAUAUUAUAACUACAUAAUGGAGUAUUUUAUUUACGUUCAGAGAGAGAACUAACUAUGUAAAAAUUCAUUGAGCAAGUUAGACACAUUUAAAGUUUAAAAAAAAGAAAGACAUUUUGUUUCAAUGUCAAUUGUCAUACUUGUUUUCAGCUUUUCAAAACUACGAAUUGCAUACUACAAAUAUUUCAUGAUCAUAUAGAUCAAAAAUUCC
Messenger RNA from Lottia gigantea (owl limpet), 2213 nucleotides. RefSeq lists its product as hypothetical. The transcript is spliced from 4 exons. Bases 64 to 390 code for a protein of 108 amino acids. NCBI's taxonomy places the organism in Eukaryota, Metazoa, Mollusca, Gastropoda, Lottiidae. The record is from RefSeq and is a predicted model, not a curated record. Gene Ontology annotation, cellular component: early endosome; Golgi apparatus; plasma membrane.